UGGUCACAUUCAACCCUCGCAGCGAAACAAAACUCAACAAAUUAAUAAAUUUCUAAGGCGAAACGUCAACAAUUUCGGGUACCAAAUCAAAACCGUUUCUUCACAACGAAGUAGACCUAAAUACAAAGGCUGCAACACCGGCAUUUAGCACAGGCGACUAAAUUUAAUCGGGUUAAUUAGCGAGAAAUGGCACGCGGGCACCAGAAGAUCCAGUCGCAGGCGAAGGCCUCCGAGAAACAGGCCAAACUGAAGAAGCAGCAAGGACACAGCGCCAACGACCAGAAAAAGGCGGCCCAAAAGGCACUAGUUCAUGUGUGCGCUGUUUGCAAGUCGCAAAUGCCCGAUCCCAAGACUUAUAAGCAGCAUUUUGAGAACAAGCAUCCCAAGAACGACAUGCCCGAGGAGUUAAAGGAUGUCUGAUGGCAUUUACAGGAUGAAUGUAUCAAGAUAAAGGAGAUCGACGAGUUGCCUACCAGUACGAAACCUUUGCAACAAUAACUUUACAACAGCCCAAACAAAACAAAAGCCUACAAUAAAGCCGACGCCAAGAGGAUGGAUAAUAGUAAUAAUAAUUAUAUUUGCCAAUGCAAGGAGAGCAGCUGAAUUUUUUGUAUACACACUGCUGGCUUUUGGUUUUGGUUUAAGUUUAAACAUUGAAAAUAACACAGUAUGCAAUUGUUCGAUGAAUGGAUAACUACCACAAUACAAAGCAACCUACCACAUAGCAGAAUAAAUAAGAAUGUUUUUAAUUUGAUAUUUAUUAGCACUGAAAGACAGCAAUAAAUACUCGGUGCUCCAUUUUGAGUUGGGUUAUGAAGAUGAAUUUUAUACGAAUAAUGACAGAAAUGAAAAAAGUGAACAAAUCUUUUUGUACAAUAAAAAUUUUGAAUCCUGUAAGUGAAAA
Molecule: messenger RNA, 904 nt
Organism: Drosophila rhopaloa
Lineage: Eukaryota; Metazoa; Arthropoda; Insecta; Diptera; Drosophilidae
Product: zinc finger protein 706-like
Exons: 3
Coding region: 187-420 (77 amino acids)
Source: RefSeq, a predicted model, not a curated record